Messenger RNA from Galeopterus variegatus (Sunda flying lemur), 2442 nucleotides. RefSeq names its product neuferricin. Gene Ontology annotation, cellular component: endomembrane system; membrane. The transcript is spliced from 4 exons. The coding region runs from base 42 to 836 and encodes 264 amino acids. The record is from RefSeq and is a predicted model, not a curated record. Lineage: Eukaryota; Metazoa; Chordata; Mammalia; Dermoptera; Cynocephalidae.
CCUCCAUCUUAGCUGCGGGAGUGAGGCGUGGGUGCGGCUAAAUGCUGCAGCUCUGCAGACUCGGGCUCUUGCUGGGCCUGGCAGUAGCGGCGGCGGCGGUGCUGGCAGCACGGCUGAUGGGCUGGUGGGGUCUCCGCGCUGGCUUUCGCCUUUUCAUACCCGAGGAGCUGGCCCGCUAUCGCGGCGGCCCAGGGGAUCCUGGCCUCUACUUGGCGUUGCUCGGCCGCGUCUACGAUGUGUCCUCUGGCCGGAGGCACUACGAGCCUGGGGCCCACUAUAGCGGCUUCGCAGGCCGAGACGCAUCUAGAGCAUUUGUGACCGGGGACUACUCUGAAGCAGGCCUUGUGGAUGAUGUAUCCGACUUGUCAUUCUCUGAGUUGUUAACACUUCAAAAUUGGCUUUCAUUCUACGAGAAGAAUUAUGUAUCUGUUGGAAGGGUGAUAGGAAGGUUCUACGGAGAGGAUGGGCUGCCUACCCCAGAACUGACCCAGGUAGAUGCCAUGAUCACCAAAGGCUUGGAGGCAAAUAAACAGGAACUGAAAGAGAAGCAGAAGUUUCCACCAUGCAAUUCUGAGUGGAGCUCAACCAAGGGCAGCCGAUUCUGGUGUUCUUCAAAGAGCGGAGGUGUGAGCAGAGACUGGAUUGGUGUCCCCAGGAAGCUGUAUAAGCCAGGAGCCAAGGAGCCACACUGCGUGUGUGUGAGAACAACUGGCCCUCCUAGUGACCAGACACCGGACAGCCCUACACACAGGAAUCGUGGGGACUUGGACCACCCUAACUUGGGAGAAUACCCAGGCUGUCCACCUCUAGCCAUCACAUGUUCCUUCCCACGCUAAGCUGGUGCCCUGUGUGUUAACACACAGAAAACCCUGCCUAGAACUUGAAUAGGCCCUUGGCACUCAUGUCCUAGUAUGGCUCCUGGCCCGAAACAGGCAGGCCUGGAAGUACUCUGGCCAUACUCUGCAAAUGUGCCUCAUGCCCUGCUCACCAUGAACUCAUCAUUUUGGUGACCGAGGGAGAGCUUGGCAGCCUGCCUAGUUCUGGUCAGCCUGUUUUUAACUACAAUUCCUUUAAAUCCACUUGCCAUCUUCCUUCAGACCUCUCAGGUAUUAAUGGGCACAAGUCUAUGACAACUCAAAAAUAACUGGACAAACAAGGACAAUUCUCUGAACUCCAAUAGCUUCCUUUCCAUGGACUGUGAGAUGUUUUGGCCACAGCUCAGCCACUGCAUGACUACACAAUGAAGACGUAUGUCAGACCACUGCCCCCACCCCUUGCUUGCUAUGCUCUAGGAAAAGCUGUGCUUUGAAAGGCCAUAUGGACAGGUUGGCACGGUGCCUGCUCAGAAAUCAGUGGGUAUUCCUUAGAGGAGAAAGAUGACCUUGGGCUAAACCCCACCCUUGAGGACACUUCCUACUGCCAGAGCCCCCAGACUCCUUCAAGUGGGGACAGACAUUGCUGCCAUUAGCCCUCACCAGAAGAUCCCUGGGGUGGUACACCAGAAUCUGUACGUGGAUAAGGACGACAUACUGUCACCUUCCUCCAGGCAACCCUGUGAGCUAGGAAGGACAACCGUCACCGCCAUUUUAUAGAUAGGGAAACUAAGGCACAGAAAUUAUGAAACUUGCCUAGUACUAUCAACUAAUCAAUGACAAAGAAGAACUAAAACAGAGAUCUUCCCAGGCUGGGCAAAAAUAUGUGAAAGUUGAUGUGUACUUGGUUACUGUUUGCACUACAUAGAUCAUAACCAGUGACAGUGGUUAGCAGUGGCCACAUCCAGGAUGGCUUAGGAGGACCUGGGAUGGUUACGAGGAAGCACUUAACAGUGCCUAUUAACCAUGAGAAAAGCCACCAUACAGUGAGAUCUGUUACCACAACUGGUCUCGACUAGGGUAAGCGAAAUGGAAGACAGGUAAGGAAAGUGUGAGGGCCAGGUGACUUCUAGAUUUGUAUAGGGGCUUUAUAGAUCACUAGAUUUUAAUUUGCAGGCCCCUGAACCUUCCUUAGUACUUUCUGAAGCCCACAAUGCCAGUCUUCCCUUCAAACCUCGGCCUGCAGAAAGCUCACGAUGGGUGGAUCCUCUUGAGUUGCUCCUAAAUAAUGGAGUCAGAGGGAACUUCCAGAGUCCUUUGGAAAACUUCAUGGGGUCGCGUGACUGAGACUGCAUCUGUGAUCACACGUCGCCAUGAGCUGAAGUCUGGGCCAGGAGCACAGCAAAUUCAGGCAGCUGCUUACUAUACCUAAAAUAGCUACUAUUUUAAAUGCCAUCAAUGGUAUGUUUCUGAAAAAUGUUAGAAUUCAAACUUUCUUAGAAGGUAGCUGUUAAAGAAAUUUAUUCACGUCAGGAGUUGUUUUUUUUGUAAAUUUGUUUUCAAUGCUUACGGAUACUUCUGCACCAGAAGUAACUACAAAUGUCUUAUUAAAGUUCCCACUUUAAAUGCA